Messenger RNA from Portunus trituberculatus (swimming crab), 3534 nucleotides. Its product is annotated as leucine-rich repeat-containing protein 40-like. The transcript is spliced from 15 exons. Bases 229 to 2529 code for a protein of 766 amino acids. NCBI's taxonomy places the organism in Eukaryota, Metazoa, Arthropoda, Malacostraca, Decapoda, Portunidae. The record is from RefSeq and is a predicted model, not a curated record. Gene Ontology annotation, molecular function: protein binding.
GGUGGGGUACGCUACGCACGCACUUACUUUCCAUUAUAAAACUACUUGUGACAAUGUCUUCUACUUCCUGUGUACCUUACUGCAAAGGCAAUUACAAAACUGGUCCAAGAGUGAGUGUAUACCGAUUCCCUGAACAGCCUGAGCUUCGGAGGAAAUGAUUACAAGCCAUCAGGAGGAAGCAUUUCACUCCAACUCAUCACAGCAGAACAUGUGUCAUUUGUUGUUGUCAUGAAAGAAGAGCAAGUCAAGGCUGCUGUCAGAGGGGGAAAGUACAGGAUUCCAGCCCCUGCCAGUCAUCUUCCAGCAAGAGAAAGCAAGUUGCCUGUAGUACCUCUGCACAAAACUCUCAGCCUAGAGACACCCUUGACACUGCCUGUGACAUCAACGCAUCCUCUGACUCCGUUUACACUUCUGCCUCAGACUGCUGUUCAGAUGGAUGAUUCACAGAAUUUGAGAAAGUUUAGCAAGCCGUCAGGAAUGAUGAGAAGUAGCCAGGGAGUUGGGAGGCUCCGUGGGCGGGCCCGGGGUAUCACAAGGGGAUCUGGCUCCACCACCAGCUUAUCCCGGCCAGGCACAGUGUCCUCGGGGUCAAGUAGAGGACGGUCUUCCUCAGUGGAUGAGGAGAGCAUAGAUUCUCCCAAGGUCCUCAGUCGGCCCAAACCAUCAAGGUACAGUUCAGUGCGUGCAAGAAUCCAGGUGCGCCGAGGCAGGCCAGUAAUGCGAGGCUUUGCCAAUGUAGGUGCCGUGUUUGGGGACAGCAAGAAGGAAGAACUGCACCCACAAAUUGUACGAAUGGCAAGAAGAUCAGGGCAGCUAAACCUUUCCAAUAAAGGAUUGGCAGUAGUUCCAGAGAAGGUGUACCGCAUCAAUGAGAUAGAUGCUGAGGAGGCCAAGAAGAUGACCAUGAACAUGACAAUGGACAGCAGUGAUGAUGACCGCUGGUGGGAGCAGGUUGACCUGACACGCCUCUACCUCUCCUCCAACCAGCUGUCAACUCUGUCCCCUGAGAUCAGCAAUCUUUCUGCCCUGCAGAUCCUGGAUCUUUCAGACAACAACCUCACUGCUCUGCCUUCAACCCUUGGUGAGCUAAUCAGCCUUCAGCGGCUCAACCUUAGCCACAAUCAGCUGCAGGAGUUGCCUGUAGGAGUGUUUGCUCUGCAGGACCUUCGCUCUUUGCAGCUCGAUCACAACAACUUCACUACUUUCCCUGAUGACUUGGGAAACUUGCCUGUCUUGGAGUACUUGGAUGUUUCUCACAACUCCCUUGAGAGUUUGCCCUUCAGCAUUGGUUAUCUGCAGAGGCUGUCAAAGUUUAAUGCUUCAGAAAAUGAGAUCAAGGAGCUCCCACCUGAAAUAGGGGAUUGUUUUGCACUGAGCCAGCUUGACAUGACUCAUAAUAAAUUAGAGUCUCUCCCUGACUCUAUUGGUAACCUGCGGAAGCUAGAGCAGCUCUAUCUUCGUCACAACCGACUGCGGAGUAUCCCUCCCCUACACAGCUGUGUGGCCAUGAAAGAACUCUACCUUGGAAACAAUUUCAUCAAGGAAAUGAGUGCAGAGCAGCUGGGUUACCUCAGUGGUGUCAGCAUCCUGGAUCUGCGUGACAACCAGAUGGAUGACCUGCCAGACCAGAUCACACUCCUGCAGGGCCUUGAACGCCUUGACAUCACCAACAACAACCUGUCCACGUUACCAUUCCACCUUGGUCUGCUGCCUCACCUCAAGUCCAUGCCCCUAGAAGGCAACCCAAUGCGCCUCAUACGGCGUGACAUCGUGCAGCGUGGCACUGUGCAACUGCUUAAGUACCUGCGCUCCAGAGUGUCGGCACCUGUGCACACAUUCCCUGGGUUUGAGAACACUCCUGCAGACACUAAUCUCCUUCUGGACAACAGCUCAAUUCCGGACAAGUACCAGAUGAAGAACACCCAAACUGUGUCGUAUAAUGAAAAGGUCUCUACAAUACCUGACCAACUGUUUGAGAAUGCUGCUGAAGCUGAAGUAAGGACAGUUGAUCUGAGCAAGAAUGUGCUCACUGAAGUUCCUGCCAAAUUAGAAAUGCUAUGCAGACAUGUGUCUGAAGUCAUGCUUGGUCAGAACAAGCUAACAACUUUUCCCUCGUGGAUUGGAAGGUUUCAUCGCCUGCAGUUUCUUGACCUCCAGAGUAACCAGCUUACUGACUUGCCCACAGACUUGGCCUCUUUGCUUUACCUUCGGGAAAUAAAUAUAACAUCCAAUAGGUUUGAGACCCUCCCAGCAUGUGUGUAUGAGAUGGAGCAGCUCGAGAUCCUGUGUGCAGCCAACAACCAGCUCAAACUGAUUUAUGUUGAAGGGUUGAGCAAACUAAAGCGUCUGGCAACACUGGACCUUCAUAACAACAAUAUUGACUUUGUUCCACCACAGCUUGGAAAUGUGACACAGCUCAGGACACUGGUGUUGCACGGGAAUCCCUUCAGGGUACCGCGCCGAGGCAUCCUGGACAAAGGGACACGAGAAACACUUGAAUACCUUCGCAGCAGAAUUGUGGAUGAGUGAACUGCAUCAUCCUUCAUACAAGCAGGCAGAAUUUACUUAUGUGUUCCCUCACAAACUGGAAGCUAAUCAAGCAUUAAUACAAGUAUUCCCCACUACACGAUUCACUCUUUUAUAAUAUUCCACUUUUAUGAUCUUUUUCUUUGUUACCUCUUGCCUGCUAAAUGAUCAGCUAUGCUUCAUUUUUAUGAUCACCAAAGUAUGAGCUCACUGUGACACUCUGCAGGCAAGUAGAACUGCAUUUGUUUGAAUAUAUCAGUAUGUAUCCAUGUAUAUAUUGUGAGCUCUUAUUCUUUGAUUAUUAUUAUUAUUAUUAUUAUUAUUGUUGUUAUUGUUAUUAUUAUUAUUAUUGUUAUUAUUAUUACCAUUAUCAAUUAUUAUGAUUUAUCCUCUGUGUUUUAUUUAUUAUGUUUAUUCAUAAUUUUAUAUGCAGGAUUAUUUAUGGUGCUAGUCUGUCACUAGCCAGUCUUUGCAGUGACUGUCAAGCUCUUGUCUUAAUGUAGCCUUGUUUCACAGUGGUUGUGGUUAUUCCAAUCCCUGGACUACUCUUAGGAACAGUGUGUGACCCAUGAGCAGUGACAGAAUGAUGGUAGCCUUGUGACAUGACAGACACCCGAGUCUAACUGUGACCAUCUGGCAAGGCACACACCCUGCCAGUGAACAGAGUGGCCCACCUGAUCCUGGAUGCAAACACAUGAAGAAUGAUAUAUACAAGUAAUAAAUAAUGAUAGUAAUAAUGAUAAUAAAAGAAAAUUGAAUUAUACACACUGUCACAAUGCUCCUUAGCCUCGGAAGGGUUCUCCAGCCUCAGGGGAAACAUGGACUCCACAUUGCAGUGAGAGUAAUUAGAAAAGUUAUUUUUGUGUAUUCUGUGUUAUUGCUUUAUUCUCAUGUUUAUUUUGUAAUAUAACAUGUUUUAUUACUUUAGGCAAUAACUGUAUUUAAAAUAUGAUAUUUUAUGGUUUUCAUGGGUUUUACUGGGCAUGUGUAUAAAGAUUUUGCCAGGCA